CGACAGCACUUUGCGGCAGCAGGGAAAUCGAGGAGAAAGCAGCGACAAACGUCGCCAGCGGAUACGUUAUCGCCUCAGAAACCAUUGGAUUUAUGUAAUAUUCGGUGAACUACCUUGUAUAUUGAUUGUAUAUAUCUUCGCCUUGUGGAUGAGAUUGUGUUCAACGUUUUCCAAGCGUCAAUCUCCACCUUAAUGCGGUGGGAUGGCCACAGUGCCGCCUGGGCCUAGUAGCGCACUGCCUGCAUCCCCGGCUGAAAUUCCUCCUUUCCCCGGGGCUGGGAGCGCGGAGCCGGCGGGGGAACACGGAGAGCCGGCCUGCCACAGGGAGGACUGUGUGUCCGCCGAUACGGGGAAGAAGUCGCAGCCGUUGGGCGACGUCACAACGUCGGUUAAGAAUAAGCAGAAAAACAUGCUAGCACGAGCUAGCCCGGCGGCGCUGCACCUCAAAAUGCAAGCGCGAGAGCAGCAGCUGAACGGGUUGUCCGGUCCCUCAGAGGACACUGACAGCCGCCAACACACAGGAAACCGGCCUGACAACCCGAGACCGUCCGUGGACAGCUGUGAUAGCAGCGGCAGCAGCGAGGAGGCUCCAACUGCUAGAAACAAUAGUGAGCGUUGCCAACACGAAGGCCACAGCCCCUUCUCCAAAAACGGCAGUCACUCUCCGCUGGUUAACAAUAGCAUGAACGGGAUGCCGGGUUUCACAAGAACUGAGGCGGCCCACAGCCACCCUGGGGACGAAGGGAAGGGGGAGUUUGACCACACGGAGCCACCGAGACCGCCGAGCGUCGAGCCGCCGGACGCUGCCGGGCCCGGCGGACUGGGGAGCCCCGCUGACCCGCAGCAGCAACCGCCGGUCGAGGAGCUGGCCCGGCUCGACCUGAGCGGCUCUCCCGGCCGAGCGGAAGAGGAUAGCUACGGCAUCCGCUAUGUCCGCUACGAGUCCGAACUUCAGAUGCCGUGGAUCAUGAGACUGAUCACCAAGGACUUGUCUGAGCCUUAUUCAAUUUACACGUACAGGUACUUCAUCCACAACUGGCCGCAGCUCUGCUUUCUGGCCAUGGUGGAGCAGGAGUGUGUCGGAGCCAUAGUAUGUAAGCUUGACAUGCACAAGAAGAUGUUCCGUCGUGGCUACAUCGCCAUGCUGGCCGUGGACUCAAAACACAGAAGGAAAAGCAUCGGUACUAAUCUGGUGAAGAAGGCCAUCUAUGCCAUGGUGGAGGGUGACUGUGACGAGGUUGUAUUGGAGACUGAAAUCACCAACAAAUCAGCCCUGAAGCUGUACGAGAACUUGGGGUUUGUCAGAGACAAGAGGCUGUUCAGAUACUACCUGAAUGGAGUGGACGCGCUGCGGCUCAAACUGUGGCUCCGCUAGAGGAAAGAAGAGGGGGACAGGGGAGGAUGGGACAGCCGGUGCUGUUCACCUCAAACACUAUCAGCUUGACAGCCUCAGCUCUGCCCUGGUCAUUUCACUCUUCACACACACACACACACACACAUUCACACACAUUCACACACAGUACACACACAGCACACACACAGCAGUAUGCACAUAGGUAUGCAUAGACACGCAGACACACCCUCUUUUUGUCCUUGACCUCUGAACAACUGUUGUUUAGGCAGAAACAGACUGACAUCCCACCUGAUGCUUUCAUGAAGGGGCCCCUGAUACUUUCUGUGACGAGGAGGGGGGCGCGUGAGGGUGGUCUCUGGGAUGACCUCGACUGGGGGACUAGUUGACCUUUGUGACCUUCAAGCUUGGAUGCCACAUUGACCGCGACGCGAGGUGUGAGACAGCUCAAGUGAAGACGUGCGUCCGAAAACCCCCAGAGGACAUGGAACCACACCAAAUCCUCCUGCAGAACACAGGACAAACACAGACUUAAAGAAAAACAACACCAUGUGAAACAAGGAAGCAGGGCGGUAAAAACAGACUGGGAAGAAAAUAUUUGUGGAGUUUAUUUUUGUGUUUCUUUUUUAACCUUGUAAUUUGGACGGUUGAUGGAAAAGCUAUAGUAUGACUGAGUGUUUGUACCGCCUCAUGUUUUUUUUUUUUUUUUUUUUUGGAAAACAAGUGUUUGGCCUGUUUUUGUGUGCAUGUGUAUGUGGCGUGGUUGGUUUCACUGUGAGCAAGUGAACGUGUUUGUGUGACUGUGCGUCGUAUGUUUUCGUCUCCCCCAUCCUGUCCAGUGGGCGCAGCUGCACCCUGCUGCUGUUUCCAUCACCUGCCUCAGCCUCCAGGACUGAAGCCUGUAAAGAUAUGCAUGCAUUUAUUUUAAUGUGAGUGCGGGGCGAAAAAGCGUGAAGAGUGUGUGUUGAUUUAACCAGUCUAACCAGUCUGAGGCUAACCCCUCCGAAUCCUUCCCUGUGUUUGGGGUAAGCAUGUUGGUGCGGAGCAGUUGAUCGAAACAAAUCAAUCCAUUAGCACCUCAAACUUUGCCCAACUGGUGGAGCUUCCACCUUUUUUUGCUUCAGUGUCCUUCACUAAAUCUCUCAUCAUCAAACCCUGACAGUAUGGGUGGGUGAGUUUUUGUUUUUCCCAAACGCACUGCCAGCUGCUGCAAAAUCCCUAAAAAGGAGAAAAUCGGAGUCUCUCACCAUAGACUCCUUGCCAAUGAUGGUGUGGUCAAACGUGUCCUCUCAGUUUACUCCUUUUUACAUUAUUCAUCUGUUUCUCCUCAUUGCAAGUGCCACUCGACGCAUCAACACUCUUGGACCACAACUGCAGUGAUCACACAGCAGCCUCGGCCCCCCGGCUCUGGACUGCGCUCGGCACCAGACCAGAGGCGAAGUGUUACAUAUGCUGGAUUCCUGUUUGAGUAUGCUGUGUGCGUGUUUGUGUUUAGCUCUUGAUAAAAAGGAAAAAAUAGACAAGUAUUCUUAGCAGAUUAUAUUUUAUUCUUGUGUUUGCUUUCAGUUUAUUUAGAUUGUCUACUUUACACCUGUAUAACUUCAUGCUGCUCAAAAGCGGCUGAGUCCACAAUGCACUUCCCAGGUGCCCUAACUCGAUGCACAACCAACCUCGCUAACAUUUUAAGAUCUCCAGCCUGGAACACGUCAUAGAUGCACCCGGACGUUCCACUCCACACUAAUUAUGGCAAAGAAAGUUAGCUUCAGCCGCUUUUUGUUUUUUCUUAAAAAGUAAAAUGAACAAAGGUCAGAUGCACAUCUUUGGAAAUUGCUGCAGUGUGUAUGUGUAUGUAUGAAAGUGUCUGUGUGUGUGUGUGUCUUGUUAUUUUGACAGCGGUGUGGAUCUGUUCUGUUUGACUUUGAUUUCUCUACUUUCAGAGGCCCCGCGCAGGAAAAUCAGAGCCUUUUGAGGUGUUGUGCUUUUGCUCCAGCCUAAUAAGAACAACAGGAAGGAACAAAUCACACACUUUUUAAAAAAAAAAGCUUUCCUGAAUUGGAGUUAGUAAUUAAUGCAAAAGAAAGGGCAGCAGACAGUUGGGUUGAUCGUUGAGGGGGACAAUAAACCUUAAAUCAAAUAUUUGGAACAACCUACGUCACAAGUUGUAAAUGCAAUUUUUUUAAGUAAACUUCAAAUUAUGCAAUUGGACAUCUGUGUGCUUUUAUCCUGCCUAAAUAUUCAGAGUAGAAAGCACUGUGAGACACUGCCACGUGGCACAACUGAAUCAGAGUAAAAUCUGCUACAAGAUAUUGACUAUAGAACAAACUCUGUCUCUGGGAAGCAUUUAUGGUAGUCAGAUGCUAUAAUGAUUUAAGGAUCAAUGAGCAAGUCUUUAUGAAUGACACUACAGGGUCCUGUCGGUUUUUUGGGUUUAUUUCCCCUUUCAGCAGUUAAUCAAAGAUAUGUCAUCCCCAGGAGCCGAGGACUGAAAGGGAGAGUAGAUGUUUACAGAGUUUCCACCAACAAAACAGUCCCAGUAUGUAAGUGUAUGUGUGCAUUUAGAGCAAUGGAUCAGAUGACCUAUAUUUCUUUCUUUUUUUUUUUUUUGUUUUUGUUUUUUUCAGAUUUGUAUAUGAGUGUUGUUCUAUUCAUCAGAUAUAUUGAGAGCAUGUUUUUUUUUUUUUUUUUUUUUUUUUUUUUUUUUGGAGAAUCAUUUGUUGGGAAGGGGGCGGUUUGGGUUGAUUUAUCAGAUUUGAUUUUUAUUUUUAAUUUCUGUGCUACUUUAGCCCAUCCAGAGGUGUUAGGAGAAUUCUGAGCAGUUCAUAGUGGGCAUAUGAAAGUGCUCUAGACCCCAAACACCGACUGUUUUUACUGCUCAUCUGACACUCUAUUUCAAUAGUCGCCAUGUGUAAACGCCUUCUGGUUUAUUUUGGAGGUUUAAAAUCCUCUGUCCCUGUGUUGGACACUCGUUUCCCCUCUUCUGUGUCCCAUCACUGUCCCAGCCUUUUCUUCUUCUUACACUGAGACUACUUACGAAUUAAAGGACAGGAUAGGUAACACCUUACAAAAUUAGCCUCCUUUAAACUAGUCAUCAGUACAACGGGGUGUUUUAAAUUUUGAAGGAAAAGGGUCUGUUAUCUUCUUUUUUUGUUGUACUCCUGUGAAACUCUGGCAGUUCCAUUAGGUAUAUGGGCAUUACAGCCUGUCACAAAGAGCCAAAGGGCUCUGUUUGGACCAUGAUCACAGACUGAAGGGCUUCGUCAUCAAUAUCAGUUUGUAGCCAUGGCUUGUGAUGUUGCAUAGUUUUCUCAGCUCUCUCUGACAACGCAUUUGGAAUAAGUUUUGACUUGACAUGCCAGUUCAGUGUUCACAGAUGUCAGAAGCAGUUUUUUUUUUCCUCAUUCUGGACCUCCACUGCACUAUCCAGGUGGCUGAUUCUAACAAUCACAACCCCACUUCUCUGUCCUCACCUGGGGCGACAUCUGCCAUCCUACAUUUUGAGUGUUACAAUCAUGAACUCCCCCAGAAACCAGUUUGUUAGUCAGAUAAACAAGAUUUAUCUUGGCCUGCGCCACAAAAAGCUGUGGUCCCUGCAACCAAACAACCACAGGGGAUUCCUGCAGUCUUUUCAAGGCGGCCAGCACUGCCUCCAUCCACGAAGUGUGCAAAGGGGAGAGCAAAAGGUUUUUUUGCAUGUCAGAUUUCUGUUUGCCCUGUUCCUCUUCCCUGUCCCCCUCUCUUGAUUUUGAUCUGGAAAUGUCCGAUAGCUUUUAUUUAAUGUGGAAAAAGAACACAGAAAUAAAUUAUUUGAUUUUUUUAAUGCUGUAAA
Dicentrarchus labrax (European seabass) is the source of this 5177-nucleotide messenger RNA. RefSeq names its product N-alpha-acetyltransferase 30, NatC catalytic subunit (gene naa30). NCBI's taxonomy places the organism in Eukaryota, Metazoa, Chordata, Actinopteri, Moronidae. Bases 203 to 1375 code for a protein of 390 amino acids. Gene Ontology annotation, cellular component: NatC complex. Gene Ontology annotation, molecular function: protein-N-terminal amino-acid acetyltransferase activity. Gene Ontology annotation, biological process: N-terminal peptidyl-methionine acetylation. The record is from RefSeq and is a predicted model, not a curated record. The transcript is spliced from 4 exons.